This is a messenger RNA of Amoebophrya sp. A25, 3964 nucleotides long. Lineage: Eukaryota; Dinophyceae; Syndiniales; Amoebophryaceae. The record is from the annotation of a GenBank genome assembly.
GGACAACUAUAGAUGGAGGACAAGAAGAUAUCAAAUCAACGAGGAGAAGGAAGUCAGUGUCGGAUCACGACUUUUCCAGAGAGGUCCAACUCCUGACUUUGGCCUAUAGCAGCUUCGUGCGUGCCUGUUCACAGAAGAGUAUAAAGCAAGUUCUACGGUUCAUUCAGCUGCGAGCCCCGCUCCUGGCGGCACGCAAAAAGCAUGCCUUGUUGAUAGACCUCCUUUUUGCGAUGCCAGAGUGUACUGCUUUGGGCAGUGCCAUUUUUCCCCAUAUUGUCCGAGAGAAAGACGUCCUCCGAGCAUUUACAGCGCAAUUACACGGUAAGGUCGUGAGCGAAGUAGGACCUCCUGAAAACUAUACGGACCAUGCUGCAGCAAAAACUAGUACAAGUUUCUUGAAGACCGAGCAUGUUCCCUCUUCGACUUAUCCUUCUAGUACUCUCGGGAACGCGACCGCACUUCGGACCGGAUUUGUCCGGUACUUGCAAGACCAUUGUCCGUCUGCUGCUUCAGCUCACGACACGUCUGACGAGCAUCUUCACCCUUCAAAUGAUAGCAAGAAGCACUGUCAAAAGGAGAUGAGCAGGACGGAGACAUCUUCAAUCCCGGUCCAUCCUGUGAAGACAAAGAGCAACGGCACUUCUUCUACGGGUCGUUGCAAGAAGUCUACUAGUCUUUACAGAUCCACGAGUGCGGUUCAUCAGGACACUUCCAUUACCCUCGACACUUUAGUUGAGGUUCAAUCCGCGCUUGGCCUGGACUCCGAAUUGGGCGAACUUCUGGAAGAACGGGCGCUCUCGUUAUUGCGCCGCAUGCCACCACGAUGGGGGGACAUGUGUUCCGUCGACAAGGAGGAGAAGCUUCUCACUGUGCUGAACCUUCUCCUCCAAGCGGCGCGCGCCUUCCAGCGCUGUCAAAUUACGGCUGUAAGUACCUAUUAAAUACAAAAGAUCUUUGGACGCAUCCUUGAUGAAAUGUAUGGAGGACGAGGAGUAUCCUCAGGGAAGAAGUACUCUCCCAUUUAUACUUUUGAAGGAUGCACUUGCAGGACGGAUAAUUACGGACAGCUCUAACCAAAGACACACGCGACAUCUGCGAUGUAUACAGACGGGAAGUCUAGUGUCCUUGCAGUUGAAAGGCAUACAGGUGCAUUUAGCCGCUGCGCUUGCUGAUCUCGGAAAUGCUGAGGAGGAACGUGCCGAGGCCUCUUUGAGGGCUAAAAUUCGUGAGAACAUCGCAAACCACGCAGAGAAAAGUCGUGGAACAAAGUCAAAGGUAGUGGGAAUAGCAACAAACCACGCAGAGAAAAGUCGUGGAAGAGCAGCAAGCUCAAGCAGAGAAAACAGUGCAUGUGCAACGAGGCAGUAUAGAGAAGACGCUGCUGCUGCUGACGUGCAAGGAGAAGGACAAAGUCUCAAGAUGAUAUCAAAACCCAACCCUACCAGUAUGGAUGAUGUCCUAAAACCACGAAAGCGAACGCUGGACAGCGACAUUGACGACAUAUUCUAUCCGCGGGAAAGACGGGCGUGGGAACCAGUGGAGGUACAACGAGUUGAGAAGAAAGACUCUUUUAGCUCGCAUCGCGACCCACCGAAUGAUAGUACCUUAAGGCUACCGCUGGACCAUCCUCAACAUCAUCCUUGGCCCUUUUUUCAAGGAGAAAAAGGGACCAGGGAGGUUCUCGGGAAUGCGAGCGCGGUAGCUCUAAGUACCGGGGAAAUCAAUGGAGCAGGUAGUGGAAAUACGGACAUAGUAGACGCGCAUCCAACCACAAUAGAUAAAGUAAACGAUAGCUUGUCCUGGAGACCUCAGACCGAGAUGAACGCUCGUCCACAUGAGGAUGGAAGCUUACUUCGAAGAGGUGGAGAUGUCACACUGGAAGGUAAGAAAACAAGCGACCUUAGUGUUAGUACACACCUCCUUGAAGAUGAUCGUAGCAAUUAUGCGUUUGCAGCAAAAUCGGAAAGUAAGAGCUCCUUUGGUGCGCCCCGUCACAAUCCGCUAAGCCCAGAAAUGCUGCUAGAACAUGAGGACGAUGAGCCAGAGGCGGACUCGUCGAAAACGGCAGAAGGCUUAUGUCAUCUAUUAUAGGGAUCGCACAAUCACAGAAAACAUUUGUAUCUUUCCAUCAGUCUCAGUGUACCCUUGUAGUUGUAAUUGUCUCGGUAGUAGUACUGCUGCCCACAUAUUUCUAAGAACGACGGACAGGAGAGGGUCUGAGGGAGAGAAGAUAACAAAGGUUGGCGACGACGACACACGCAACUCGCAGAUACGGCACAAGAACGAAGCAACUGGGUCUUCACAUCUACUGUCGUGUAUGGAGCAGCUACUAGAAGAUGAAAAAGUACGUCAGGCAUCCUACACUAGGUCCGCUGCACGCAUCCAGCUGGCAAAGCUUGGCCCGCCCGCCGACGUAGAUCCGUUCCUAAUCGUGAAUCUAACUCGAAAGGAACUAAAAAUGUUUGUCGAAUUUCACUGCGACUUUCUGUGUGCGCACGCUGUCGUUCUUGCAUAUGACGCCAUGAGCUCUGGACAACGACAACGACACCCGGGGAGGUUGAUGUUGCAGAAUAAACCAGCUGCUACUAGAUCGUCGAAGAAGAAAACUACAAUGUCUACCGAGACUUCUCCCAAGAAAACUACAAUGUCACUGCCCUCCUCGACUUCUCCCAAGAAAACUACAGUCUCCUCCUCGACUUCUCCUAAGAAAAAUAGAAAAGGUACGGCAGCGAAGCGUCUCGACGCUCCUGAGUUGUGGGGCCGUUCGCUGUAUCGACAGGUUAUUGUGAAUCGCAACAUUGCGUAUUUGGCUUUUUACCUGGAGCAUAGGGCCAUGUGCAGCCGAACCGUGCGUGCGUGUCUCCGGCACUACGAAAAGAGCCGCACUAGUACUUCUGCCGGAACUACUGCGGGAAAAUUACGGCUCGCAAUAAUUCAUCUCAAGAAUCAUCUUUGACCCCCUUUUUUUGUUCGUCAAAGAUUCAUUCGUCCAAGGUGAAUGGUGGUGAGGUCUAAGACCAAAAGUUAAAGACCUGCACAACAAGGACCCGCACCGAGAGGGCGUCACACUUUUCCUGCGGCUGGCGGUUCCGAAUCUCGAGCACCGGUUGGCGUAUGCGCGUGCUCUUCGCAUCGAGACAAUUACUCAAGAAACCCGGAGGCUGGUCUAUGACUUCAACUAAGAAGUACGUAGUAGAGGCAAGACUGCGUUUGGUGCUGCAACUGGGAAGACAUCAUGGCCUCCAUACACUGCCAGAAACGCUGUAGUUUCUCACGUGGCUGAAGCAACUCAGUUAAAAUAAAUACUUUUGUACUUUUAUUUUACUCAAUUAUUGAAUAAAUAAUCAAAUACGGAAGAAAUCAUACGAUCGUCUUUGUCUUGACGAAUCAAGCACAAGUUUGUUACUUGUGACAACAUGUAUAGAAGACAUUCUGUACCACGCAACAAUUUUUCACAUUCAUGUGUCAUCUGAUCCCCCUAUCGUGUAUAAUCGUUCACUGGAAAUCCGUUACAACCUUAUUUUCAAGAAAGACUUAUGAGUAAUCGUGAUGGCAUAUGUAGGUAGAUAUUUCGUACUUGUUGUUCUGCCACGACAUAGUCAUGAGAAAAAUGAAGGAACAACAACUACAGGUGUAUACAAACAACCUAGACUACAUUUUGCUCCUCGAUAUGUACUAUGGAAACAACUAACACUGCUCAUCUACGAGGGAAAGAACAUAACAACUCUAUGGAUUAGCUACCUUAUCAACGACCUCGAAGAUGCGACCAUUGUGAAACAAGACGUGUCGAAGCAUUAGAUGUGAACCUCCAGAUAUGAAAAUGUGAAGGUGAAUUCUCAGAGAAUUGAUUCGAGAACCAGCAAAGACGAGGCAUCUCGUUGAAAAAAGACAGCAUGUUUAGUCAGUCGUGGUCAGUAGAGGCAGCAGGCUACGCCAAAAUUUGGGCUUCGGUCCGUAAACUGGU